AUGGCAUCCAGCCAGAGCUCAAACCUGGUGGUCCACGAGCAGUGUCAUGCUAGGGAGAAACACUUCAAGUGCUUGGAAUGUGGGAAGAGCUUCAGCCAGAGCACCACCCUGAUCCACCACCGGUUGAUCCACACUGAGGAACGGCCCUAUGUGUGUGGGGAAUGUGGGAAGAGCUUCAGCACAAGCUCCAACCUGAUCCGCCACCGCCAGGUCCACACCGGGGAACGGCCCUAUGUGUGUGGGGAAUGUGGGAAGAGCUUCAGCCAGAGCACCACCCUGAUCCGCCACCGCCAGGUCCACACAGGGGAACGGCCCUAUGUGUGUGGGGAAUGUGGGAAGAGCUUCAGCCGCCGCUCCCACCUGAUUUGCCACCAGAUGAUCCACACAGGGGAACGGCCCUACGAGUGUGGGGAGUGUGGGAAGAGGUUUCAGACCAGCUCCAGUCUCCUCCAGCACCAGCGGAUUCACACAGAUGAGAGGCCCUUCCGCUGCCCCGACUGCGGGAAGUGCUUCAGGUACAACUUUGACCUCACCAGGCACAAACGCAUCCACACCGGGGAGAGGCCCUACGAGUGUCCUGAGUGUGGGAAGAGCUUCUCCAGGAGCUCUCACUUGACCAGACACCAACAGAUCCAUGUGGGGGAGAAACGCUUCAAGUGCUUGGAAUGUGGGAAGAGCUUCAGCAAGAGCACCACCCUGAUCCACCACCGGUUGAUCCACACUGGGGAACGGCCCUAUGUGUGUGGGGAAUGUGGGAAGAGCUUCAGCACAAGCUCCAACCUGAUCCGCCACCGCCAGGUCCACACCGGGGAACGGCCCUAUGUGUGUGGGGAAUGUGGGAAGAGCUUCAGCCAGAGCACCACCCUGAUCCGCCACCGCCAGGUCCACACCGGGGAACGGCCCUAUGUGUGUGGGGAAUGUGGGAAGAGCUUCAGCCGCCGCUCCCACCUGAUUUGCCACCAGAUGAUCCACACAGGGGAACGGCCCUACGAGUGUGGGGAGUGUGGGAAGAGGUUUCAGACCAGCUCCAGUCUCCUCCAGCACCAGCGGAUUCACACAGAUGAGAGGCCCUUCCGCUGCCCCGACUGCGGGAAGUGCUUCAGGUACAACUUUGACCUCACCAGGCACAAACGCAUCCACACCGGGGAGAGGCCCUACGAGUGUCCUGAGUGUGGGAAGAGCUUCUCCAGGAGCUCUCACUUGACCAGACACCAACAGUGCCACCAGUAAGGGAAGCCCUGCGAGUGCCCUGAGUGCAGGAAGAGCUCCAACUUCAUCUCGCAGCAGAGGAUCCAUGUGGGGUGAUGCACAGUGACCCC
Corvus hawaiiensis (hawaiian crow) is the source of this 1319-nucleotide messenger RNA. RefSeq names its product zinc finger protein 132-like. Gene Ontology annotation, biological process: regulation of transcription by RNA polymerase II. Lineage: Eukaryota; Metazoa; Chordata; Aves; Passeriformes; Corvidae. Gene Ontology annotation, cellular component: nucleus. Gene Ontology annotation, molecular function: RNA polymerase II cis-regulatory region sequence-specific DNA binding; DNA-binding transcription activator activity, RNA polymerase II-specific. The record is from RefSeq and is a predicted model, not a curated record. The transcript is spliced from 5 exons. Bases 1 to 1230 code for a protein of 409 amino acids.